AUGCCAAAGAGAACAAACCUUCCAUACACGACACAAGACUUGUUCCCUCAAACAGCGGCCACGCCAUCCUCUGCAACGUCUACACGAGCAUCCAAUGCAGCCAAUGGUGUCAAUGGCGGCGGAACAAGUACUCGAGCCGGAUCCAUUAUUUCUACUCCUUCAUCAAUUUACUACCCACGUCCCACACUUCACCAUCAUGGCAAAUCAUCACCGUUAUCAUCAUCCUAUAACACGCAAACUUUUGGCUCAGCAUCUUCAAUAUUUUCACGCAACAGAUUCAAGACUAUACGUAAAUUAGUCAAGCGACUUUUCAAGCCAAGCACUUUGGAUUUUGAAACGGCAAUAUGGGAGAUUUUCCAUUUGAUUAUCAAUCCGCGCAAAAUGUAUCGAUCACACUAUUAUUAUCGACAACAGCAACAACUGCAACAACAACAACUGCUGCUGCUGCUGCAACCGCAGGUACUGUAUGCAGAGGAUAUGGUUGGUAAUGCGGGCCGCAACUCGUAUACGAGAGAUGACCCAUCUUUUCUCAUUUUAAUUACGGGAUUCUUAUGUAUUUCGGCUGUGGCGUGGGGAGUCGUUUACCUGCCGAACCUCUUGGAUAUAUUCAAAUUAAUCACGUAUAUGGUAUUCAUUGAUUUUUAUUUGUUUGGUAUAAUCAUUUCCACAGUUACAUGGGUUGUCACCAAUAGAUUAUUCAACCUCGAAAUGGGUAAGGGAACACCUGGCGGGUUUAGUAGAUAUAGCGUCAACUAUAUCGAAUGGGGUUUUUGUUUUGAUAUUCAUUGCAAUUCGUUUUUGAUCAUAUGGUGUCUACUUUACGUUGUACAAUUUGUCUUGUUGCCCAUUAUAAGAAUCAAGAAGUCGGUAGUUGCCUUAAUUUUGGGCAACUCUUUGUAUUUUGGAAGCAUUGGCUACUACUUUAUUGUUUCAUUUUACGGAUUCAACUCUUUGCCUAUUAUUACAUCAAGUAUUAUUAAGCUGAACCACAAGAACCCGGCAAGAGUACUACAAUUAAUUGUUGUUGCGGGUAUUUUACCAUUCCUUGCCUUGACUUGGUUGCUCACCAUUGUGUUGAGGUUUAAUGUUGCAGAUAAAAUGGUGGAUCUAUACUUUAACUAG
Messenger RNA from Lodderomyces elongisporus, 1122 nucleotides. RefSeq lists its product as uncharacterized. Bases 1 to 1122 code for a protein of 373 amino acids. Gene Ontology annotation, cellular component: Golgi membrane. The transcript has a single exon. The record is from RefSeq and is a predicted model, not a curated record. Lineage: Eukaryota; Fungi; Ascomycota; Pichiomycetes; Serinales; Debaryomycetaceae.